GGUGGAACAACACGUGUGAUAUAUUCCUAUCACACCGAUGAUCCUGACGAUAAAAUCCUUCAACAUACUGUUCGAGGCUCAAGAUCUUUGGUGCUAAUUAACAUUUUAACUAAAAAGCCAACCCUGCCUAACGACUUAAAGAGCUUUGAAUUUAGAGUCAAUACAACGAUUCCAAACAUUGACACCUACUAUUACUGCAAACCAUUCCAGUUACCUCAUUUYAACGGUUCAAAGAAACACGUCGUCAAGAUCUCUCCUGUUAUCACGCCUGGUAACGAAGGUAUGGUUCACCACAUUUUGGUGUAUGGAUGUAAAGAUGAUUUUCCCGUUUCUAAUCUCAGCGUUGAGGGCUUUUGUCUGUCAAGAAAUAUGCCUGGACAAUUUCGGGAAUGCUAUGGAAGGUCGGUCAUAUCAGGAUGGGCUAUAGGUGGCAAUGAGUUUUAUUUUCCUGAUCACGUUGGCUAUCCUAUUGGAGACGCCCAGGCAGUGAAGUUUGUUGUAAUGGAAAUUCACUACGACAAUCCAAACAGAAAAGCAGGCAUCAGCGAUCAGUCUGGGCUUCGUUUUCACUAUACUGCAGUUAAGCGUCGAUACGAUGCUGGUAUAUUGUGGAUCGGUGCGGAUGUUAGUAGCCGAAUGUGGAUCCCUCCAGGUGAAAAAAAGUGGCAUUCACUUGGAUAUUGUCACGGAAGCUGUACAAAACCCGGAUUGCAAGACAGCCCCCUAGAUGGAGGGGGGAUCAAACUCUUCGCAGUUUUUCUCCAUUCUCAUCUAUUGGGUGCUGCAAUGUGGACAAGGCACAUUCGAAAUGAAGUAGAAUUAUCGGAGAUAGUACGGGACAAUCACUACGACUUCAACUUUCAGGAAUACCAGGUUCUAAAAAAGGAAAUACGUGUCCUACCUGGUGAUCACAUGGUGCAGUAUUGCCGGUAUGAUUCUUCAGGAAGGAAGAAACUUACAACGGGAGGAUUAUCUACAAAAGACGAAAUGUGUGUUUCCUACAUGUAUUACUACCCGAGAGUUAGUUUAGCAAGAUGCACAUCCAGAACUAACGAAAGGGACSUUUUUGAAAAGARCUACAAGACAAGAACAAAUGAUACCAAUAUCGACUUCAAUACAGUGGAAUGGAAGAAGGAAUGGGCAAAUGAUCUCAAAAAAGCUGAAAAUGACACGAAGGAUUUAAGAGUAACGUGUGUGAAUAUAAAAGGAAAACCAGUGGACUCUGUGAACCGCAAAUAUUUCACGAAACCAGUUAUAAGAGAGCCAUUCAAGGAGCCUGAGAACUGCCCUAAAAAGCCUGGUCCCGUCUCUGCCAGUGCGAAAAUGAGCGUUUAUAUUUUGCUGUUGAUUGCUUCAGUGUUGAUUUUGGCUUUUGUGGUUUAAACCUCGAAAAGAGCUUUUGGCAUUGCACUUCACUUAUUUGAUUCUUUAAAGCACUUUAUAACCAUAUCAAAGAAUUACGUCAUUCUUUUAGCAGCUCCAUAUAUACAUGCAUCUGGAGUUCCGGAGAACAAUGCGUCUGCCAUCUUGAAAAAAGUGCAGAGGCCCGAGUGACGACGAAUGAAACAUUUCGUAGUUGCGAAGUCAACUAUAAUCUAUCAUUACAUCGUAUCAUAUUAACUUGACAUUAGCUGAGAACCUUUUAAUUCCUUUAGAAGUUGUAAUUUAGUGAUUUGAGUCCCACUUUUCAAGAUGACGGACUCAUUGUUCUCCGAAACUCCUGAUGCAUGUAUAGUAAUCCUAUUUUUGAAGUAUGCGUGGACGUGUUUUUGGCCAUUUUCUCAAGAGCUGUAAAUAGUCUGAAACUUUCAAAUUUUAUAGCGAAAUCCCUUUCGAAUAAAUAGUACAAUAUUAUCACUAMCUACWAUACACAUGAAUAUACAAUGAGAUAUGGACAGGUCUGAAAAGACUGCUGGCCAAGAAAGUGGACAGCGGUAUAUCCAUGAGUGUUAUAGGUUCCACGCCAUGUCGGGGGUAGGGCGGGUGGGCGAAUUGAACCAGUAUGUGUCCGUGGUUUGAAUCGGAAUGAACAAAGCGUGCAGAUCACGCUCAUUUAUACACUGCAAGGCAUUGUGGGAUAUCUAUUGUUAUGCUAAUUUCAUGCUUUAUUUCCGGUAUUACAAAUAGACAAUUUGUUUGUUUCCGUAUAUGGCAUAGWUUGGUAAAGGCAGCCCAAAUAAGAAAGGGACAGGGAUCCCGCACGAAUGGGAGCAAUUCACUGAUAUGCGUUCCUAYCGCUUCCUUGAAGACAAAUUUGCUUUAGGGUAGGACACACAUGCAGCAAUCACAAACAUGUAUCAAUCACUUUAAACUCUACGUUGKUUUCACUUUAAAUCAACUGAGGCACGGUUAUGCCGCUGGGA
This is a messenger RNA of Exaiptasia diaphana, 2363 nucleotides long. RefSeq names its product DBH-like monooxygenase protein 1. Gene Ontology annotation, cellular component: secretory granule membrane. Lineage: Eukaryota; Metazoa; Cnidaria; Anthozoa; Actiniaria; Aiptasiidae. Gene Ontology annotation, biological process: octopamine biosynthetic process; norepinephrine biosynthetic process; dopamine catabolic process. Gene Ontology annotation, molecular function: copper ion binding; dopamine beta-monooxygenase activity. The record is from RefSeq and is a predicted model, not a curated record.